Messenger RNA from Esox lucius (northern pike), 1060 nucleotides. RefSeq lists its product as uncharacterized. The coding region runs from base 49 to 813 and encodes 254 amino acids. The transcript is spliced from 7 exons. Lineage: Eukaryota; Metazoa; Chordata; Actinopteri; Esociformes; Esocidae. The record is from RefSeq and is a predicted model, not a curated record.
AGUGACAUAGUCAGCCAUAGAAGAUACAUAGGUGCUACAUAGGGAGACAUGGGUAGUGUCAGCAUGUUGGUGGUGUGUGUUGCUGUGAUCUUCUGUCUGGUCUCAGUGAGUCAGACGGCGCCUUCUUCUCAAACCUGUGAGAAGCUCCUGAAACCCCUUGAGAUGAAGACCACUGAUCUGCUCUUAGGGAAGUGGUCCUUGUUAGCCGCGAGUAACAACCGACCAGGUCUGAGGACUGUAAAUGAGCUUUUCACGGAAAACGUCUGGUGGGAAUUCUUGCCGGGAAAACGCAGCAACAUGGUCACUGCCAACGGUUACGCAAAAAUGGUAGAAUGUGGUCGUUACAGCGCCAGUUUAACUCUGGAAAACAACCAGCUGAGCUGGAUGUACAUUCCAUCACUGUCUUCCACUGCUGUGUUGCUGCCUACCUGUCCGGACUGUCUGGUGACCCUGAUAACCAGCACCAUCAAUGGAAACGUCUACACUGCUCUGAGAAUCUUCAGUAAGAGAAGAGUGCUCACUGAUGCCGAAAUGCUGGAGUUUGAUACGCAGGUUGAAUGUCUCAACUUACCAGCUAGAUACACCUUCAGCACUGAAGAAGAUCUCUGUCCAGCCACCUCUAAACAAUAUCCUGACGUGACCGAUUUUAAGAAGAGUCUAGUGGACUUCAUGGAGAUAUAUCCAGUGAAAAAGCUGUUGAGAACAACUGAUCAUUUCUUCGAAAAGAGAUACAGUGCAGUUGUAUUGAACUGUUUUCAACGUGUUGGUCAGACAUUUGGUAAACUGAAGGACUGGUUUUUCAGCUUCCUGUAGGUUUUCAGUCCAACCCUAACCUCACAUAGCUGAUUCACCUGAUUAAUGUCUUUGCGUCAAACAUGCAGAAUCAGAUGUGCUUGGUUGCCUGUCAUCUUCAAGAACAGUUGAAUGUUCUGAAGGUGUUCCAAGAACCCUUUAUGAUGUGAGGAGCUCUAGAACCCUUUGAUCUUUGAAUGGUUGCUCCAGAAACCCACCAUGAAUGAUUCCAUCAACAUUUACAAUUAAAUUGAUUGUGACAACCCAA